AGAGCCAGAUUAGAGGAACCAUAUAAAACAAGUUCAGAUCGGGUGGUUAAGAGGCGAGACAAAUUAAAAAGACAUCGGAAGAAAUUAUGCAACAAUUCCAGAGUUAUUAACAUUGUUUGUCGUGAUCCCAGAACUUAAAGUACAUAGCAAUUGUAUUUCCUAUAACAGUGUGAUGGCUGGAAGAAUAUUGCCUACUACAGGUUGGAUGCAAUGGAUCUAUAACUUGGUAAUAAAACCCACACCAACCCAGGCUUUUGAGAAACUUUCAUCAAGAUCGUUGCUAGAAUUCAUAGACAUGUUUUUGCAUUCACGCCACGUUGAUCCUGGAUCGGAGGAACAGAAAUGUGCGCGUGCAUGCGCACAAUGGAUCUGCAGGCAGGAAUCGGGUGAAGAAGAACAUGAAUUGGUUAUAUCAUCAAAACUCUCUGUAAUCAAAUUUGUAUCUAAUGAUUGUAAACUAAAACUGAAAGAAUUGAGAAACGGAGGUGUGGAAACAACGAUAACCUUGCAAGUAGAAAGCCUUCUUAACCUUGCUAGUGAACAGCAAGUAUCUUCUUCACUUUUAAAAAAGCUCUCAACGGUUGGGUGUUCAACGUGGACCAAAAAGCUCCUAUAGAUGGGCGAAAUUUAGCAACGCUAUGAUGCGACCAGAAGCAAUGAAUAAUGUAAAAUUGAUUCUAAAUGGAGAGUACAACGUACGAAUCAAAAUCCGAUGCAAAGUUGUUAAAAUCAAAAUAGGUGUUGUCAAUAAUGAACACGAAGGUUGUUGUAAGGACGAUUUUAAUAGUGUUUAUACAUUUUACAUAGCAUUAUUGUUAUUAUUAUUAUUAUAUUAUUACUAUUUAUGUCAUGAUCAUGAUCAUUAUCAUGAUCAUCAUCGUAAUCAUUAUUAUUUGCGUUUCCAUUCGUUUUGUUCCUUUUUUACUUAUAAUUGUUAUCAUUACUGUUUUUAUUAUUUAUUAAAUUCGAAAAUGCUAGAUUAAUAA
Messenger RNA from Anneissia japonica, 986 nucleotides. RefSeq lists its product as uncharacterized. Bases 173 to 616 code for a protein of 147 amino acids. The record is from RefSeq and is a predicted model, not a curated record. The transcript has 4 exons. NCBI's taxonomy places the organism in Eukaryota, Metazoa, Echinodermata, Crinoidea, Comatulida, Comatulidae.